Messenger RNA from Epithele typhae, 822 nucleotides. RefSeq lists its product as uncharacterized. The record is from RefSeq and is a predicted model, not a curated record. The transcript has 2 exons. Bases 1 to 822 code for a protein of 273 amino acids. NCBI's taxonomy places the organism in Eukaryota, Fungi, Basidiomycota, Agaricomycetes, Polyporales, Epitheliaceae.
AUGGCUGGCCCCUCAUCUCUUCUCCUCCUCUCCCCAGUCGGAAGCCCUACCGACUCCGACUCCGACGCCGACGAUGACGGUCUCGAGUUCACCGCCGUCGACUCCUUCCACGGAGUCCAGUCGCAGGACGGCUCGCGGUAUUCCGUCGACCUCUCCGCGCUCAUACACCACGGCACGACCCGCAUCUUCCGCGGAACCCUCUCUGCCGACGGCAUCCCCUACACCGAGGUCGUUUGCAAGGUUGGCACAGGCCCUCGGCUCGUUGAACGGAUACGCCACGAAGCCAGGCUGUACCGCACCAAGCUCGCACCUCUCCAGGGCCGCUUCGUCCCACGAUGCUUCGGGCUCUUUGAGGGUGUGGUGGAGGGCGUCGAGACGUCGUGUCUCGUGCUCAGCUACGAAGGCGAGCCGACACAGCACUCGCUUCACACCACAGGGAUCGACUUCAGGAGGAAGGCCGUGUCGGCACUGCAAGCGCUGCACAAGGUCGGCGUCGCGCAUGGGGACUUCAACGAGCGCAGCAUCGUCCUGCGUCCGACCAGCUGCCCUGUCCUCGUCGGCUUCGGCGGCGCGGUCGAGCACUGCUGCAACCUCGGGCACCCGAUCAAGUUCUACGAACCCCAGCCGCAAUGCGACGACGUCGCGUGCGACGAGCUGUACUGGGCGUGCGUCAUGUCUGCCGUCUGGCUUCCCGGUGUGUGCUUUCAUUCUCUCCUCCGCGUACGAGACUUCAUGGCAGUCCCUGCCUCUCCUUCCUCCCGUAGCCACCGUGGAGUUCUUGAAUUGCCAUGUCCCCAUCCGCUGUGCGCUCGAGGGUUGUGA